AUGGCCAGAACAAAGAGAACGGUCAGGAUAACAUAUUCAGACGACUCCUCAUUCUAUGCGCCGAUUAGUGAGAUCUCGGACGUGCCACCAAGCGUCCCAAGCACCCCAAGUGAUUCUAUUUUGGCAGAAUCAGGGGAGGAGGGUUUUCAGAAACAAUUUUCAUUCAAUAUCUGCAAUUUUAUCGUCCUUCUCAUCGCUGCUCAUGUCAUAGCUUUGUGUACUGGAUUUUCAAAGUUGCUACUGAGAAGCAGCAACAAUUUCCUGGAAGAUCCAGAAAACACUGAUUUUGCCUCCUUCUGCAUUGUUUGUGCUGGACUUUCAUCCCGUCUUCAGGAAUACAAGUCUGAAAAUGCUCAGUUAGAGGAGCUUCUUACAUCUGAAAGGGAGCUUAGUAAAUCAUCUGAGAGUCACAUAAAACAACUGCAGCUGGAGUUAUCUGCUGCCAAAACAGAAGUAAACAGAGUUGAGUCAAACAUGGCUGAAGCGAUAGCUGCAAAAAAUGCUGAAAUUGAGGCACUUGUCAGUUAUCUGAAGAAGCAGGCUGCUUUGUCUGAAGAGAAUUUGGCAUCUUUGCAGAGUAUUGCUGGUGAUUCGGAUUGGGAAAGAGCAGACUGCUAGAGCAAAGAUUUAAGGCAUGGCACCAGACGCGGGCGCGUCACCAAAGCGCGGGCACGCCACUUCCAGGCGCGGGCGCGCGCUGAGCUGGCCCAGUCCCUUGAUACCCAUAUUGGAGCGGGCGCGCUUAACCUGGAGCGGCCGCGCCACCAUCUAACGCGCGGGCGCGCCCUUCUGCUGCGAUUCGUAACUCAAAAUUAUGACUUAAAACAACAAGGAGGAGUGAGAAGAGGACAACAGAUUUUUAGAAUAGUUUUCAGCAAAAAAAAAAUAAUACUCUCUCUUAGUUAGCAACUUCAUUAAAUUAGUUGAUUUAGUU
Molecule: messenger RNA, 934 nt
Organism: Chenopodium quinoa (quinoa)
Lineage: Eukaryota; Viridiplantae; Streptophyta; Magnoliopsida; Caryophyllales; Amaranthaceae
Exons: 6
Coding region: 1-618 (205 amino acids)
Biological process (GO): Golgi organization; retrograde transport, vesicle recycling within Golgi
Cellular component (GO): Golgi cisterna; Golgi membrane
Source: RefSeq, a predicted model, not a curated record